GCCGCACACCGAGCGGCAGCUGUCUCCUAUUUAGGUGAUUAUCGGAGCGUUUGGGCUUUCGUUGCUCGGAUGUCAUGUGGCUGGAGAAAAUGAAGCGUCUCCAGUUCUGUUCGUUUUAAGGAGAGACCUCAGUAAACGGCCUGUAUUUGUUUUCCAGACGCCGUGCGGAUAUUUAUUUAUUUGUUUGUUUACGUUCCUCUGCGGAGUUUUAUUUCUCAAAGGUUGAGCAGCAGCGCGACAGUGAAAAUGGACGACGGAGGCAAACAGCAGCACUUAUUUGGGAAUGGGCAGCAGAGAAGUCAGCAUCCCAGACCGUUUUUCUACGUCCAGCCUCCAUCUCAGCCUUAUUACCUGUACCAGCACUGGCAGAUGAACAACCCUUACAGUCACUACGGUUUGCCUGGAGGUUUUAACUAUGGCCGUCCCUACAUGCACCCCUACCAGUACAUGCAGUAUCCAGGCUAUGUUUUCCCGCCCGCCCCCAUUUAUCCGAUGGACUACAGGCGAAUGUUCGAUUCCCGCUUCCAUGCUCCCUUCUGGGGAGACGUGCCGCGCCAGCAGCAGCAUUUUCAGCCGCAGGGCCGCCGUGACGUGGCCUGUUCCGAGGUUCAGACCGACCCCAGUGAUGCCAUUACCAAGCUCAUGGAGUGCCUGGAUAAAAUACGAGCCAGCGAGCUGCAGGCCGCCGACAGAGAGCUUGACUCUGGCGUCGCCUCGCAGGCGUCGGGGAUGUUCUGUCCGGAGGAGGAGAAGAAGCGUGACGAACAGGGCGCGGCACCUGAGGGCAGUCAUUUAGACUCCCCUCCAUCCAAGACCCUCCUCAACUCAACCGCGGCCGAGUACGACGGUGAGACCAGCACGCGGCGCUCCGAGCUCCUCAACGCUCAGGAAUGCUGGUCAGCGCUGGAGGAGGAGUUGCCCCUCGAUAGCUCCUCUGUUCACGAGUGUCCCGAGCUCGAGCAUCCAGCCGGAGACGAGUGCCUCCCUCUUAGGAGAGAAGCGGCCACAGGCGUCCAGUCAGACAGCUUAGUGACCGAUCAGUGUGUUCCUAGAGGGGACGUCGAGGAGCUGCAGAGGCCGACACCACCACACGCAGCCUUUUCUUCCAGUCGGGGCGGCGACGGUCUCCCCUCAAAGGCAGAGCGACAGACGGCGUCGGCGCACGAAGCCAAAUGCGAAUCAAGCUACCGGAUCCUUAGGCUGCCUCACGACAGCGUCCUGCCACCGGGGGCCAGCGGCCUCUCCUCGCCCGCGCCCCCCUACUGCUACAACUACCUCUCCCUGCAGACCACCCACGAGCGCAUGAGCGUCCUCAGUCCCUCGCUGGACGAGCUGUCCUCCAGGGACGAGAUGUUCUCCACCGACCUGGAGGACGUAGAUCUGUUCCCCAAGCGCGUGUACGCGGGCCGGAGGCCCCCGGAGGCCGCCGGGGCGUCUCCCCAAGCGGCGUGCACCUGCUGCGGGAAAAGCCUGGCCAAGGGGACGAGCAGGGGCAAGGUCCACAGCUCCAAGGCCUACAGAGACGAAGCGGACUCUGAGGACGAGGGCCGGUACGGGAGAGCGGGUGAGCGUCCGCUCAGGGUGGUGGUGAGGAAACAUCCCGCACCCAGGAAGCCCCACUGUGUCCCACAAAGGCAGCCCGCAAGAGCCUACAGGAGAGGUCAGUACAAAGACCCGUCAGGAGGACCGGAGCAGGAGGAGGCUCUGGACUUCUGUCCGCAGGAGGCGGCAGAGGACGAGGGGCUGGACGCCGCUGGUGGCGAGCUGCACUGCAGAACAGGCCACGAUGGCGUCUGCAGAGAGGAUCUGACUGGAGACCAGGGCCGGUGGGGAGAACGCGACGCCGCUCAUAGGAGGAGACUUGCAGCGUCUCUGCAACAAGACGUGAGCUCUCAGAGGAAAGUGAUGUACCACCGGGCGAGAGACGACGACAACGAUGAGGACGAGGAGCCGUCGCUUUGGGAGAGAGGCUCUGCGAUGAGAGGAGAACCCAGACGAUAAGGUCCCAGGACUGACUUGAGUCAACUGUGUUGAACUGUCCCCACUAAGGUGUAGAUGUUCCACGAUGAUUAGAAAAUACUUGAAGCACUUGGUGAAGCGCACUGCACAGAACCCUCCUUUGGUUAAAAAAAGAAAAAAAUGAUGUGGUGACACUGCCUUCCACUGUUCAUUAGUGAAUCUCACAAAAGGCAAACGGGCUGAGAGACUGUGUUGCAGAUGGUGCCACUGUUUGGGGCCAGUCCAAUAAAAGUUAUGAUUUAA
This is a messenger RNA of Betta splendens (Siamese fighting fish), 2262 nucleotides long. RefSeq names its product bucky ball (gene buc). Bases 247 to 2001 code for a protein of 584 amino acids. Lineage: Eukaryota; Metazoa; Chordata; Actinopteri; Anabantiformes; Osphronemidae. The transcript is spliced from 7 exons. The record is from RefSeq and is a predicted model, not a curated record.